Molecule: messenger RNA, 483 nt
Organism: Trametes versicolor FP-101664 SS1
Lineage: Eukaryota; Fungi; Basidiomycota; Agaricomycetes; Polyporales; Polyporaceae
Exons: 7
Coding region: 1-483 (160 amino acids)
Source: RefSeq, a predicted model, not a curated record
AUGGCGCCCAUCACUUACCGUGAACUCGUCCACAGCAUUCUCGCAAGUAUUGCGAAGGCCGGGCAGGAGUCUGUCGAAUACGCUGUAAUCGUUAACCGAGUCGUCGCUGAGAAGCACACAAAGGGUCAACCAUUGGCGACGAACCACCAGUAUUUCAUCCGACGCUCUCUCAACAACGAGGCCCAGGCCGGAUGGCUGACAUUCACCGGUGACACUCUGAUCGCUUUCACGGCAGCGGGUACCAUACACUAUGUUAGCGUGGACGGGCGUUCGCAGAUCGACGCACGCUCCGAGUACCUUCGUCUGGCGUGUAUCGUUCAAGAGGCAUUACAAGGAAGUGAGCCUACGGGACACGUAUCUGAUAUACGUAACCUUCCCAACAUCGUCCGCAACAACCUCGAUGCGCUAGCCGCCUUGGAGGAGUCGAUUGAGGAUUUGCUGGAGAAAAACCAUCACGUUACCAUGCGUCUGGAAGGCUUUUGA